Molecule: messenger RNA, 2872 nt
Organism: Poecilia latipinna (sailfin molly)
Lineage: Eukaryota; Metazoa; Chordata; Actinopteri; Cyprinodontiformes; Poeciliidae
Gene: gpr157
Product: G protein-coupled receptor 157
Exons: 4
Coding region: 230-1246 (338 amino acids)
Biological process (GO): adenylate cyclase-activating G protein-coupled receptor signaling pathway; cell surface receptor signaling pathway
Cellular component (GO): plasma membrane
Molecular function (GO): G protein-coupled receptor activity
Source: RefSeq, a predicted model, not a curated record
AGCUGACUGACUUCUGCUUUGGGUUCCGGUUGGUGCAAACAGUAGGCGUGCGGGGAGGGAGGGCUUAAACGCUGGACGAAAAGUUUUGUUUGCCUCGUUUGGACUGAAAGUUUUAAACUUACACUGCCUUUGAGGGAAAUCAUGAUAAGAUCUAGCACAAAUCUGCUGCUACUGCUCCCAGGAGUGUUUGGGCAAACUCUGAAGUAGCAGCCAGUUUUCGGUGUAAACUAUGGCCAACGAGAGUCAGACAGAGUUGUAUUUGUCAGAGCGGGUGGUGGUGUUGGGUACCUGCGCUCUGUCCUUCCUGGGCUCCUCUCUCAUCAUCCUCACACACAUUAUCUGGACGGACUUGAGGACCACCCCGCGGAGGCUGCUGGUGUUCCUCUCGGUGACCGACUGGCUGUCGGCCGUCUCCUACGCCGUCGGAGUCUGGAGUGUUUUCCGCACCGACUCGACCGAGUGCGUCGCUCAGGGAGCCAUAUCCACUUUCUCGAACACCAGCAGUUUCUUCUGGACCGUGUCCAUCGCCGUGUACCUCUACGUCUUCAUCGUCAGGUCUAGCCAGAGGGUCGCCGACAGCCUGGUAGUGUUCUUCCACCUGGUCAGCUGGGGCGUCCCUCUGGUCAUCACUGUCACCGCUGUGUGCCUCAACAAGAUAGGCUACGAUGCAUCAGAGGUGUCUGUGGGCUGGUGCUGGGUCAGGAUCGAGGCUCCGGAUCGGGUCCUGUGGAUGCUGCUGACUGGAAAGAUCUGGGAGUUCCUGGCCUACCUCACCCUUCCUGUGCUCUACAUCUUGAUCAAGAGGCAUAUCCACAGGGCGCAUGCGGCCCUGUCGGAAUAUCGUCCCAUCUUGGCCACCAGGCCUCCGUCGCAGUCCUUCUCCUCCAUGGCAGAUGUGAAGCUAACUCUCAUCCCCAUCAUCUUCAUCGUCCUGCGCAUCUGGAGCACGGUGCGCUUCAUCCUGCUGCUGGCUAACUCUCCGGUCAGACAGAACCCGGUGUUGGUCACGCUACACGGUAUCGGCAACACGUCUCAGGGAGCAGCCAACUGCAUCAUGUUUGUGUUCUUCACGCAGCCCAUCCGCUCUCGCCUCUGCACUGCGCUCUGUUGCUGCUGCUCCAGCUGUCGAGGCGAGGCGCCGCACCCGGACGGUGCCCCACAGCGGCACCAGGCGAGACGGGACUCGAGAGGAGAAGGAGAAGAAGAAGAAGAGAACGGUACCAGUGGAGUGCAGAGGGAAAGAUGAUACCCUCGCUCUGUGACCGGUGAAACCGGGCCGAACCGCUGAGGUGAAGGAAGCGGUUGAGCAGGAAGCCUUAUGAAAGCGAGGGAUGGAGAAUGCUGCAGACGCAUCGUCUAGGUUACAUACUUGCACUUUUCACUUUUGGUUCUUCCACUAUGUUUCUUGAGUCUGUUACACCAAAUGAACGACAAUGUUACUGUUGCACCUCUACUUAUCAUGUACUGUAACAAAGUUACCACUGUGAAGUAACGGUUGGGCAAGCUUCAUAUUUUGUCCAAGUGAUUGUGCUUCCAAAUCACAUAAAAGAAGAUAAUCUGCCAAAACAUCUUUACCCUGUUGUCGUCGCUGAUUAGAAGGUUUCGCAUUACUCCAAAUGUGGCUGCCUGACUUGAAAUGUUGUUUCCUCUUAUUUUAACAUGUCUUACUCCAGUCCUGCAGCAGGAUGUUCGGUACUGUAUUUCCAUACUGGUUUGUGCUUAGUUCAGCUAAAUGUUUCUGCAACCAGAAAAACUAUGUUGGAAUGUGAAAUGAAACUAAGAUCAGUGUAGUGGGUGAACUGAAUAUAAUACAGAUAUAUCCGAUGCUAAUGUGAUGUCAGCAGAUGUUGCAACAUGUCCUAGUUUACUAACUCAUUGUAAGGAUUUAGAAACUUUGAAGUCGAACUCGCGAUGUUUUAAAUGUGUCGUUUUCUAACUUUUGUUCAAAAUUAAGCUGUGGAAUAGUUUAGGGUCUCCUCCGCUUUUACUUUUUUUUUUUUUCCUCCCUGAGACCAAUCGGAUAUGUUCUCUAGCCAGUUUAACAUCUACACUCCUGUUGUUGCUUUGUACACUGUAAUUUGCAGUUGCCUUGUAGAAAACCAAAAUAAUGUCUUCGUUAAAGCGGGAAAAGAACUUUAUUUCUAGAUCUUGUCUGUGCUUUUUUUCUUUUCAUAGUUUUAAACUAAUGAGCUCUGGUCACCUAUUCAUUGACUGCCACUAAAUAUAUUUUGAGAGUGCAUUAAUUAUUUUUGGAUCAAACCGAUGCACAAUAUUUAAGUUGAGGUUUGUCCUACUGUUUUAGUAUUGUAAUAAAUUUCUACUGUUUCUCAGCAUAUUUGUUUAUAUUAUAGAGUAUUAUAAUCUGAAAAUACUGAACUAUUUAUUAUAGCUGCAUAGCAUAUCAAAUUAAAUCUAAGCGAUAAGCUCAAUGUCGAAGUGUAAAGUUUUCUUCCGUUUUACAUUAUAAAUUGAGUGAUUUUUGAAGUUUCUUCCCAAAGAGAUGCUUUAAAUUUCCGGUCCCUUCCAUGCUUAUUGGCAUCCCUGGUGCAGAUAUUUAAAUAGUUUGCAAUAAUUUAAUCUUUAAUUUCAGUAUUUUCAUUUUAAAGGGGAGAAACUAAUACGGAAAGAUGAAAGAAUAUGUGAAAGUCAGUGGGUUUUAUGCAAGCCAGAAUGUAAAACAUGAAGGGUUUUAACUCAUAAUAGUUAAAUGAUGCCAAAAAUAAUUAGUGUGAGUAAGUAGACUGUUCCUCAUGUUAUCGGUUUCUUUGCCCCAUGUCUGCUGUCUGUGUGAUAUUUUUGCUGUGUCUGUGAUUGUGGCUGUAGCAAAUCCAGUUGCCUUAUGGGGACAAUAAACUUUUCUACUGCUGAUACU